AUGCACUUAAGCCAAUUCAGGGUGUGGUAUGUGCUGGCAGCAGCAGUAAUUUCUUUGUCACCAGCUGAUGCUGUCAAAGAGAUAGACGCCACAGCGUACGCUAUCGAUACAACCAGCUCUGACCCCACCAACCUCAUUCAGGGUCUCAAACAAGGUGACAAUUUUCGUCCAAUCACAGGUUUCAGGCGCUUCGAUGGUGUUCAGAAGGUUCGCUUCGAACAGACGUAUAAAGACAUCCCGGUUUACGGGUCGGUAGUUGUCAUGGAAAAGAAUUCGAACGGGGAAUUUUACGAUGUUUCUGACGGGGAGCUAUUCGAGGAUAUCCUAAUGGACUUGAACGAGACUGACCCGAUGAUAACUAUAGCGGAGGCUAUCGAUAUCGCCAUAGCCGCCGUCAGUGAUCCAGAAUCUGCGUUCAAAUCUGAAGCCAUUGCCGACCUCCUAGUCUCUGAUGAAGGUGGAUAUGCCCAUCUGAUUUAUCGCGUAAAAUUUCUGGCGAAAAAGGAAAGCGGCUACUCCAGCCCGGUUGUAAUCAUUGAUGCCCUUAGCGGUGAAGUUUUACGAAAUUUUGAGUCCCUGAUGACCGAAUCUAUUCAAAUUGGUGGAGUUGGUGGCAAUGUCAAGUUCGGUAAAUAUAUCUUCGGCAACAGCGCCGGAGAUUGUUCUACUGGAGGUGGUGGCGGCGGUGGUGGCACCCCGACCACUGCCGGGCCAACUACCACUGCCCCCGAGGUCACCACCAACUCCACCGACUGGGAUUGGUAUGACUAUGACUGGAAUGCUACAUCUAAUGCUACGGCUAAUGCUACAUCUAAUAUUACCCGACGCCAAGCCGAAUCUUGCAAUCCUAACCAAUUCCCUAAAUUAAUCGUCGACAAACUGACUAACGGCAAAUGCGCUCUAAAGUCAAAAAACACCCAGAUAUAUCACGUCCAAGGAAAGUCUGCUGAGCAAGAUCCUGGCUUAGGCGAACUCCUAAAAGAGGUCUAUUCAGUUGACUGCGCCAAUAAUUUCAACAAUGUCAACGAUUUUGCAAAUGGCGGUUACAGUCCUGCGAAUGACGCGUUUUUCUAUAGCGAAAAGACAUUUGAGAUGUUUCAGAAAUGGUUGAAGAAACCGGCCGUGAAAGUGGAACCUCCAGGUCCUUUGAAAAUUGCCGUUCAUUUUGGUACGAACCUCGAGAAUGCCUUCUACUACAGAGAUCGCUGUUUCUUCGGUAAUGGUGCCGACACCUUCCACCCUCUUGUUGAUGUGAAUGUAGUUGCUCACGAGCUCGCCCAUGGUUUUACAGAGGACCAUUCUAAUCUUGAAUACGUAGACAUGUCAGGGGGUAUGAACGAAGCAUUUUCGGACAUGGCCGGGGAAGCCUUAGAAUAUUACCUGUUCGGAAAGGUCGACUGGAUCGUUGGAGGAGCUUCCAUGAAAGAAGCAGGUAAAGGACUUCGGUACUUCGACGAUCCUACAAAAGAUGGGCAAUCCAUAGGCCACGCCCGAGAUUUCAGAACUGGCAUGAGCGUUCAUCUCAGUAGUGGGGUGUACAACAAAGCUUUCUACAACCUAGCCAACACCAAUGGUUGGAACGUGGAAAAGGCUUUCAGGGUCUUUGGUACUGCCAACGUUGUUUAUUGGGGAGCCAAAGCUACCUUUAAUACUGGCGCCUGUGGGGUCCGCAAGGCAGCUGCUGAUCUGAAACUACCCACUCAAGAUGUUAUUAAUGCCUUCAGCAGCGUUGGUGUCACUUGCACCUCAGCUAAGUAA
Lingula anatina is the source of this 1758-nucleotide messenger RNA. RefSeq lists its product as uncharacterized. Lineage: Eukaryota; Metazoa; Brachiopoda; Lingulata; Lingulida; Lingulidae. Gene Ontology annotation, biological process: proteolysis. The record is from RefSeq and is a predicted model, not a curated record. Gene Ontology annotation, molecular function: metalloendopeptidase activity.